UGGCAGGCAAGUCAAUGGAGUGGCCAAUGGCAGAAACGCUUAGUCAGGGUGCUUCACAGACUGUGAUUGAUUUCCCUCCAAUGACCCCUCUCACACAGUGGCACAGAGAGUAAUUCAGCUCAGCCAACACAUUCUGGAAGUGGAUGAAAGGAAGUACAAACUCACUGUAACGCAGCCUCGUAUGAGCUUAGAUCCAGACCAGGUUGUCUUAAGGUUAUCAGCAACUAUUAACUACCACCACCUUCCUUGUGGAAUCACUGCAUUGGAGAGCUUUUGUGAGAGCUACCCAAAGGUCCAGAUAACCUACGCUGCUACCGAGCCACUCUGUACACUGUCCGGUUCCUAUUCACAAGUUCAGGCUGUCUUGGCUCAACUACUCGACCAUCUUCCUCAAGAUCCAGGGUCAGCAGACAACAAAGAGCCUGGUCAAAGUGCCGCCAAUGGGUCCUGGUCUGUUCAGCCCUCACAGAAGCAUCAAGCUCAAGUGUCUGACAAUACGAGGAGAAAACCACACAAGGAAAAGAAACAAGAAGAAAAUAAUGACACUGGCAGGACAUCUACUAAGAAGGACUUGGGCUCAAAAAGGGAUCUGACACCUGGGGGUUAUGGCUGGGAGGAUGGAAGCAACACGGAGGCUGGAGCCUUACAGCCCCCUCCCACGUUCGUAGAGGACUUCACUUUAAUUGUGGAUGCAGACUUGUUCCAGUACCUGGAGAGACACUGCAGGACGGAGUACCAUCAUAUCCUCAGUCGCUAUAACACUGAGGUCAUACCUGAGACGAACCAGGGCGUGACCACCCUGUUUCUUAAAGUUGCAGAAACGGCAGGGAUGGGGGAGAGGCAGCAGCAGGAGUGUUUGAAGCUGGCUAGUGAGGCAAUAAGUCAGCUUUAUCAGGAAAACGAGACGAUGAUCCGUCGAUCUCAGGUCUCUAAGUCUAGCUUGUCCCCCAGAGGAGGACUGCAACUGGCUGUGGAGAAUUUACGUCUCAAACUUCCCAAACUUCUUCUGAAUGAGGACGAGAAAAAUAUUUACAUCAUUGGGAGGAGUAGUGAUGUGUCUGAAGCAAAGCUCCUUCUUCUGGACUGUGAUAGAGAGAGAGAUACAAGGAAGGAUGAAGGUAGCCUUCUUCGGUACCCUUUGUAUGAUUCAGGUUCAGCGUCUUCAUCGCAAGCUCAUGAAGAACAAGUCCCUCAUGGUGUGACCUCAACCGUGGGAUCUUGGGAUUUGGAAGAUGAAGGUAGAGCUGAUGGAGCCAAAAAGUAUAAACUUGCGGCACGGUUUAAAGAUUCGGGGAUGCCUGCGUUGGGCUCUCGAUUUCCAACCGACUUCUCCUUCAGAACAAACCCAUCGCCCAGUAGGCAAACAGGUCUCAGUCCAUUGUUAGGGUAUGAUGGACCGUCAGCAGUAGCCCAAAACACUGGAGAGGACAUAUUGUUUAGACCAAACUAUGCAUUAGUUCCACCUACCGCCAUGCAGAAUAAAACCUCUUUGAACAAAGAAAUGGAUACUAAACCCAAGAAUACAGUGCCCCCGUUUAGUACUUCUCAUUCCAAGCCGCCCGAAAGCGCUUCACUUCCACCUCCAGGGUCUGGUUCCACCUUGAAGCGGGCCAGCAGUUUCUCAGGAACGCUUCAGCAGAAGACUCAAGUUGCGGGUCAGAAAAGCCUCGGCGAUGCCAGCAAGUCAUCAGUCAGGGCCCGGGGGAGAUCCUCUAGCUUCAGUAGCCUAACAGGAAGAGACAAGCACGAAGUCCACAACGCAGAGAUUUCUGUUUCCAGUGUUAUGUGGGAUUACAUAAAGGAUGCCUACCAAACCCGAGUGGAGGACCUUACCUCUGAUGUUCAGGUGAAAGAGAGUGGCAAAGAGGGUAGUAGUAAGGAUCUGACUAUUGUCCUAAAAGGGGCAAACUCGGCCAAAUUGACUUCAUGCCAGCAAAGUUUACAGAAGCUAGUUGACUCGGUUAGUGAAGACUUCUAUAUUGUUGGACUACGUUUUUCAGAGCUCGGCGUCACUGAUGAAGCAGAUGCAACCCUCCAGGCUUGUUGCUCUGAGAUAAGGAGCCGCUUUAAGAAGGUUACCGUCCACAUUUCGAAGGAAGUGUUAUAUCUUGUUGGACCAAAACAGUUGUGUUCCAAGGUUGGUGCUUCACUUCGGGAAGUAUUUAAAGGGGAACCGGGGCAACACCUCUUCUCUAACCCCCCUUACGACUAUUCUCCCGGUUCUGUACGAAUGAGCGCGGACCUAACAACUGGAUUGCAUUUACACGGUGAAUCUCAGGUGAUGCAAGAGACCCAGUCAGGUAAAGCUGCGGGGAACAGCGUGAGCCAGGAUUGGAAAACAACCUACAGAAGUGACUUUGGGGAGAAGGAGGUUGUAAAUGGAUCUGUUAGUCAAUCAUCAGUGAGGAAAGAGCCUGUUAUUAAGGAGAAAGUGAAUAUUACAGCUAAAGCGGGGGCAUAUGGACAGAAGCUUCAGCCAUUGAGUAAUCACUCUAUGACAAGAAAUGAUGCAGGUCCGAGUCCUGUGAAUGGCACCACUCCAAAAGCAACCAAGAAAGAGAGAACCACGCAUGCGACCAAGGGAGAUAGCACACGGCAAAGGCAUGCGGAAAUCCCGAACCAUCCAGAGGAAUCCAGGUUAGGUCAGGGAGGUCAGGCCAUCUGUAACUGUGAGCAGAGCAUGGCGAUAUUGACGAAGUGUGGGCUUAGCAUGUGCCCAAGGUGCCUGGAAACACAGCAUCACAACUGCAGCGUUUGUCAUGAGACGGACCAAACACCUCGUGGCCUGCGUGGCGACAUGAAGACGUCCAGAUUACAGAUCAGUUUACCGGGUCACAUCAAGGACUUAGUCAUAAAGAUCACUUACCGUAUUCCCGAUGGGAUCCAAGGGGACAAUCACCCAUCUCCUGGAAAACCAUUUAAAGGAGGUCUAUUCGAGGCCUAUCUCCCCGACUCUGCCAAUGCGAAGAAGCUUAUUCCCAGACUGCUGAAAGCCUUCAAGCAGGGACUCACCUUCACGGUGACAGGCCAGGGUGAAGAAGCCACCGUCAUCUGGGGUUGCAUCCCACAUAAGACCAGCACAAUUGGAGGCAAAGCAGAGAAAGGCUACCCAGACUCCAGUUACCUGACGCGCUUGUCUGCAGUCCUGAACAAGUAUGGGAUUGAGUAGCCAGGUUCCACAAAGAAAACAACGAAGAGAAGGAA
Molecule: messenger RNA, 3204 nt
Organism: Cololabis saira (Pacific saury)
Lineage: Eukaryota; Metazoa; Chordata; Actinopteri; Beloniformes; Belonidae
Exons: 4
Coding region: 182-3169 (995 amino acids)
Biological process (GO): protein ubiquitination; Notch signaling pathway
Source: RefSeq, a predicted model, not a curated record